GCAUGCGCAUUACUGUACAAUUGGGACUUGAAUCUCUUACACAACCGUGUCUUUCUCCAUUCUGCUUGUAGCUCCUUACCGGUGUGUGGUAACCUUAAACGAUUCUCUUUUUUGUUUUGUUUUGUUUUUAAUCGAACAGCGCUUAGGAAAUGAGUGGGGAUCAUUCCCACAACGAGGACCAGAUUGACUGUGGCUCUCGGGUCAAUGACUCUUAUAAACAUAAAGACAAGUAUAAAGAGAAGGAACACAAACAUAAGGACCACAAGAAGGAUAAGGAGCGGGAGAAGUCCAAGCAUGGCAACAGUGAUUACAGGGACUCAUCUGACAAAAAACACAGAGACAAAGAGAAGGAAAAGAUGAAGCACAAAGAUGGCAGCACAGUCAAAUACAAGGACAAGCACAAGGAGAAGAGGAAGGAGGAAAAGAUUAAGGCCCUUGAUGGUAAAGUCAAAAAGGAAAAAGAGAAUGGCUUUGCCAGUCCUCAACAUGUGAAGUCUGAGCCUGAGGAUAACUUUUACCACUCUCCUAAACAUGAGAAGUCUCUAAAAAGAGAGCGGGAUGAUGAUAAUGACUCUGAAUUCAAGCCCAAGAAAAUAAAGACUGAAAAUGACAAGAAGGCCAAGAAAAGAAAACAAGAUGAUGGGGGCAUUAAGUCCAAAAAGACAAAAAACAAAAAAGGAGAAGUCAUUGAUGGGAAGAAGAAAGCAAAGAAAGAGCCAGAGGAGAAGUGGAAAUGGUGGGAGGAGGAAAGAUACACAGAUGGCGUGAAAUGGAAAUUUCUAGAACACAAAGGUCCAGUGUUUGCGCCAUCUUAUGAGCCUCUUCCUAGCAAUGUCCGAUUUUACUAUGAUGGUAAACCCAUGAAGCUCAGCCCAGAAGCAGAAGAGGUAGCCACAUUCUUUGCCAAAAUGCUGGACCAUGAGUACACCACAAAGGAGAUCUUCCGCAAAAAUUUUUUUAAAGAUUGGAGGAAGGAAAUGACUUCGGAGGAAAAGGCUAAGAUCACAGACUUGAAGAAGUGCAACUUCUGUGAAAUGAAUGAAUACUUCAAGACACAGUCUGAGGCCAGAAAGGCUAUGACAAAGGAGGAGAAACAGAAAAUAAAGGAGGAGAAUGAGCGCGUCUUGCAGGAAUAUGGCUACUGCAUCAUGGAUAACCACAGGGAACGUAUUGCUAACUUCCGCAUUGAACCCCCAGGCCUGUUUCGUGGUCGUGGGGACCAUCCCAAAAUGGGCAUGCUCAAACGACGCAUUAGGCCUCAAGACAUCAUAAUCAACUGCAGCAAGGACUCCAAACACCCCGCGCCUCCUCCGGGUACUAAAUGGAAAGAGGUUCGUCAUGACAACAAGGUGACUUGGCUGGUGUCAUGGACGGAGAACAUUCAAGGCUCCAUCAAGUACAUCAUGCUGAACCCCAGCUCUAGGAUCAAGGGCGAAAAGGAUUGGCAGAAGUAUGAAACAGCCCGUAGACUGAAGAGUUGUGUGGACCGUAUCAGAAACCAGUACCGCGAGGACUGGAAGUCCAAGGAGAUGCGGAUCAGGCAGAGGGCUGUGGCACUCUACUUCAUUGACAAGCUGGCUUUGAGAGCGGGGAAUGAGAAGGAGGAAGGAGAGACUGCAGACACUGUGGGCUGCUGCUCGCUUAGAGUUGAACACAUCAAGCUCUAUCCAGAGAGCGAUGGUCAGGAGUAUGUGGUGGAGUUUGACUUCUUGGGUAAAGACUCCAUCCGCUACUACAACAAAGUCCCUGUGGAGAAAAGGGUAUUUAAGAAUGUGCAGUUGUUUAUGGAGAACAAGGAGCCUGAUGAUGACCUGUUUGAUCGCUUAAAUACUUCCAUACUCAACAAGCACCUUCAGGAGCUGAUGGACGGUCUGACAGCCAAAGUUUUCCGUACCUACAAUGCUUCAAUCACCCUGCAGCAGCAGCUAAAGGAGCUCACAAACUCGGAGGAGAACAUUCCUGCCAAGAUCUUGUCCUAUAACAGGGCCAACAGGGCUGUGGCCAUCCUGUGUAACCAUCAGAGAGCACCACCAAAGACAUUUGAGAAGUCUAUGCAGAACCUGCAGACUAAGAUUGAUGCUAAAAGGGGCCAGCUCUCUGAUGCCAGGAGAGAACUUAAGAGUGCCAAGGCUGAUGCUAAAGUGCGGAAGGAUGUAAAAUCCAGAAAGACUGUGGAGACCAAGAGGAAGGCAGUUCAAAGGAUAGAGGAGCAACUGAUGAAGCUGGAAGUGCAGGCAACUGAUCGUGAAGAAAACAAACAAAUUGCCCUUGGCACGUCCAAGCUCAACUAUCUGGACCCUCGUAUUUCUGUGGCUUGGUGUAAGAAGUGGGGUAUUCCCAUUGAGAAGAUCUACAAUAAAACCCAGCGUGAGAAGUUUGCCUGGGCCAUCGACAUGGCAGACAAAGACUUUGAAUUUUAAAAUCCCAUUUUGUGGUUUUAACUAUGAUACGCAUCUUUUUAUUGGAUACUCGGUUUUUAAGCUUAACUGAAUUUUGCUCGAUGGACAGAUGUGGCAAGGAAUUUCCGACAGUUUUAAGCAGAAAAACAGCAGCAACAUGGUAAGUCGACAGCUGUGGCUAUUAUGAAGUGGCAGGAAGGUGAUGUGGGUAGUCUAAACAUCUGAUCUGAGAUCAGGCAUCAAGGCUGAACUGUACCCACAACUGAGCACCACGGCACAGUCCCAGUCAGUUGAAGACUUUUUAGCUUUGUGUCUCUCCCUCUUCUGGGACUGAACCUGACAAUGCCUGAACUUUGAACUCUGUGGUCCGAAAGCUACUGUAUUCCACGAAAACAAAAUGCUUUGUAUCAUUGUAUUUUUUUUUUUUUUUGUUCACUCACUCUGUAUUUUAGCCCUUCAUGUAUUAUUAACGAAUUCUAUAUUUUGAUAGACAAAUUUAAAUCAAGUUCCUUAACUAUACCUACAGGCCUUUUGAAAUGGAAAUGGUGAGCUUGACUUUGACGUGUGUGUGUAUGUCUGGAAGCUGAUUGGGCGAAUAUUUUAAACUGGACUAUGUUGAAUUGAGUAUGAAAGAGGAUGUUUAGGUCAGCAAAGGGGUGGGGGGGGGGGUGAUACUACAACCAUGUCAAUAUUUAUACUCAAGCAAACUGAAUGUGAAUGUUGUUUUACAGCCUCUAUCAGGGACUUCUUUUUCAGUGUAAAUGUGAACCAAUCACUUGUUCUUUGGGUUGCAAGCAUCCUCUGUGUCUCUGCAUAGCCCUAUCAACAUCUGAUUUUAAUUUAGCAGUUGUUCCAAGAAAAACUCCCGUAUCUGUUACUUGAAGAUAAUGUAUUUAAAGUGGAAAGUGUUAUCUUUCAGAAGGGGCAUAUAAGGGAUAUCAAUUUUGCCAAAAAAAUCUAAUCUGUUACAAUUUGGGCAGUUUCUAAAAUUUGUUUUUAAAGAUUGAGGGUAAUGCAACAUUUAAUGUGAACUAGUUCAUUUUAUUCCACUCUUAGGAGAGGAGAGUUGAUGUAAGUAGCUGUAAAGUCAACAGCCUAUUCCUGGUUUACCUUUUGUCAUAACCUUUUGAUCAUGUUUGUUUUAUGCCCAUUGUAGGUUGAAAAAUGAAUAAAAUCCUACAGGUAAA
Monopterus albus (swamp eel) is the source of this 3586-nucleotide messenger RNA. RefSeq names its product DNA topoisomerase Ia (gene top1a). The record is from RefSeq and is a predicted model, not a curated record. Gene Ontology annotation, molecular function: DNA binding; DNA topoisomerase type I (single strand cut, ATP-independent) activity. The transcript has 21 exons. NCBI's taxonomy places the organism in Eukaryota, Metazoa, Chordata, Actinopteri, Synbranchiformes, Synbranchidae. Gene Ontology annotation, cellular component: nucleolus; chromosome. Bases 150 to 2420 code for a protein of 756 amino acids. Gene Ontology annotation, biological process: DNA topological change; DNA replication; chromosome segregation.